AUGCCUCGCUUCAAAGGGAGAUCUAUCAACGCUUGUCAUUACUGCCGCACCCAGAAAGUGAAGUGCAGUGGGGAGAGCGAACUUGCGCAACUCCGGCAGCCCGUUGGCGAUAAUCAGAGACGUGUGACUCAAGUUGGCUACCAGUUCACAACUCCCUCGAGCAUUGGCCUAGAAGGACAGGCAAUUCCAGAUCGGUUGAUUGAGAACUCUACAACGGAGCACUUUGUUCGCAAGCUCAAAGGCGUCUAUUCCACCCGGUCGCAAGACAUUUCGGGGGUUUCUCCAUUGUCAAACGGCUCAACUGCCGACCGAUCCAACUUUCAUGAUAAUGAUGACCGGUCUGCAACUUCAGAUUACACAUAUAUCCCCCUCGAUAAUGACAGUAACCAUGCCAAGGUCUUCGUCAAACUCCCGCCACACUCAUAUGCUCUUUAUCUGUUGGGCCAGUUUGAAUCUUUCAUGGGGUCGGAUUAUCAUUGGUAUAAAAAGAAGUGUUUCCGUGCCAAAAUCGAAGCCACCUAUGAUUCGUCACAGUCACAGGCAGUCGAUCGAAUAUGGCUUUGCUGUUUCUCGGUUGUUUUGGCUCUCGGGGAGUCAUACAACGACGGCGUUGCGCCUUCAUUUUUCAUCGGUGAUAAGUCAGGAUUAACAGCGGAUAACCCCUAUGAUGGGGAUUCGCGACAGAUUACACCCCCGGGAAUUGAAUUUUUCAAACAAGCAUUACUUUUGCUUCGGCCGUCUUACGAGGAACCGACAAUCGAACAAGUCGAAGCUCUCAACCUCAUUACAUUCUACUGCUAUUCACUUAACCGGAGAAAGACAGCAUAUGCCUAUGCCGGAAUGGCUCUACGACUAGCGAACCUCCUGGGGAUUCCAAAUUCAUUGGUGGCACAUAGCCCACUUGAGAAAGAACACCACAAGCGAAUUUGGUGGACGGCAGUUUGCAUGGAUAUAAUGACUUGUACCGAGCUGUCAUUAGCACCAUCCCAGGUGCUGUAUGACGAUACUAGUGCAACUGCAGAUUGCAUAGAAUUGUCUUCUGGCGAGACCGAAGAAUUUUCAGAUCCUCGGUAUCUUACUGCGCAAGUUAAGCUUGUUCGUAUCAAGUACCAUAUAACAAGGACUAUCUCCGAGCUUCGAUACGGGAAUUCCUUGGAGGCACAUGCACUGAUUGAGCCCUGUCUCCAAGCCCUGAGGAAUUGGAAGGCACAGUUCUCACUAAGCCUGGAGUUCAAGGAAGAUGGUACAUUUUCCGAGAAUACGCUUUCUAAUCCCCCUAUGCGUACGAUUGCGUCACUACUCCUACGCUAUAACCAGGUAUGA
Penicillium cosmopolitanum is the source of this 1323-nucleotide messenger RNA. RefSeq names its product fungal specific transcription factor domain-containing protein. The transcript has 4 exons. Lineage: Eukaryota; Fungi; Ascomycota; Eurotiomycetes; Eurotiales; Aspergillaceae. Gene Ontology annotation, biological process: regulation of DNA-templated transcription; DNA-templated transcription. The record is from RefSeq and is a predicted model, not a curated record. Gene Ontology annotation, molecular function: DNA-binding transcription factor activity, RNA polymerase II-specific; zinc ion binding; DNA binding. Bases 1 to 1323 code for a protein of 440 amino acids.